AUGACUAUCCCCAAGGUAAGGAUUCGGGUUAAGAAACCAAAGACAAAAACCGGGUGUAAGACUUGUCGGAUUCGUCGUGUUAAGUGUGAUGAAGCCAAACCUGCGUGUCGUCGUUGCACCUCGACGGGGAGAAAGUGCGACGGAUACGAUACCCCGUCCCUCACUCAUAAAGCUUCUUCUCAGAUACUCGCACAGACAGCGACGAGAUGUGAUCGUAAACAGACAGUUUCAAUAACAUAUACUCCAACAAUCGCGCUUGAUCUGGCAUCUGGUGAAGCACAAGGAUUUGUGUUUUUCCGCGAAAACACCGUCUUCGAAAUCCAAGGAGCUUUCCGAUCGAAUCUCUGGGAGCAACUUGUUCUACAAGUCUGUCAUCAGGAACCAGCCGUCCUUCACGCUGCAAUUGCAGUGGGAAUUGUUCAUCGCGAUCAGAGCGAUACCCAAGUGGCACGUCAAAACGCUUUCUACCAUGGCUUGGACAAGAGACAGGCCAACGGGCUCAGGCAAUACGUCAAAGCUAUCGAGUUUCUGCGUCAAAGGAUUGAUGAUGUUCGUGAGCCGGGAGAUGAGAGAGCAAACGAUGUUGCGAUGAUGUGCUGCCUGCUGUUUGUCUGUCUCGAAUUGCUCUGGGGCAAGUCGAUGACUGCAUUGAACCAUCUGGAUACGGGGCUCAAGAUUCUGACAUCUCGAGUAUCGCAAACCUUGGGACACAAGAACACCUUGAAAUUGAAGCCUACGUCGGAAAAUCUAGUCGACCAGUUAUCAGCUUCAUUCACAAGACUAGACUUUGAGUCUACGAUGUUUGGACAACGAGCCCCGCACUUGCAUGUCACAUCCUCCGGGGUCAUCGAUCAAAAAUUGCAUGUACCAUCCAAAUUUGAGAGUAUUCUUGAAGCCCGGAGAUAUAUGGAUAUGCUGUCCAACGGCAUGCUUCGCUUUCGUGGGAAGCUUCUCGAGAUUGGUUCUCAAUGUACCCCGGCAAUCCCGCUUGAACUAUUGUUUCGAUAUCUAUGGGACCAUGCUUCCACGAGAUCGAUAAACUUCGAAGAUCAUCCUUUACUAUUAUGCGAGCUUGGAGAACUAGGAGAGAGUCUAUCGGUCUGGUCUUCAGCUUUUGACGAGCUGAAGAAUAGGCCCAGGGUCCAGCUUGAUCACAUGCGUUCAUUGAUUUUACUCGAACUGCAGCAUUUCUAUGCAUAUCUACUACUUUCGACAUGUCAGACGACAAAAGAAGUACUAUGCGACAAUUUCAAUGAAUUGUUUCAAAGAGUGGUGCAGCUUUCGAAGCAGUAUCUUGACCUACAGUCCACCAAAAGCAGAGCCACUCCCGUUUUCGCGCUCGACUCGGGCAUCAUACCAGCUCUCUAUCUUACAGCAUACAAAUGUCGAUGCCCGCGCAUACGACGCGAGGCUAUCUCUUUGAUGAUAAAGGCACCAUGUCAGGAAGGCAUGUGGGAUGGUAAGAUGAUUGCCAAGUUUAUGACUAAAGUUGUAGAGUUAGAGGAGCGCAGAGCGGGCAAAUUUGUCCUCGAAAGUAGCGAUGUUGGAGAGGUGGCACGAUGCUCUGAUAUUCUCGUACUAUUUCAUUCUGAGAGGAUCGGAUGGGGAAGGUUGAUUUGUGCGAGGUACCGCCAUGAGUCCGAUGGGGAGCUGGUAAUUUGGGAGGAGCAAUUCAAGUUGCUGGACGAGUGA
Messenger RNA from Cadophora gregata, 1692 nucleotides. RefSeq lists its product as uncharacterized. Gene Ontology annotation, molecular function: zinc ion binding; DNA-binding transcription factor activity, RNA polymerase II-specific. The transcript is spliced from 2 exons. Lineage: Eukaryota; Fungi; Ascomycota; Leotiomycetes; Helotiales; Ploettnerulaceae. Gene Ontology annotation, biological process: regulation of DNA-templated transcription. The coding region runs from base 1 to 1692 and encodes 563 amino acids. The record is from RefSeq and is a predicted model, not a curated record.